GGAAAGCUCAAGAAGAUGUUUGAUUGCUUGUUCACAGAUUCACACGGUUGCACUCAAAUGAUGGAAUGGUUUCGUCCUCGUGUCAUUUCCUCAGUCUCCACUAUAGUCAACCAGGAGAUGGAUGUGGUGAAGGAGAUUCUGCAAGGGACACUCGACUCGAUCACUCUGGAGUUCCUCUUGAUGUGGGAUCUUAAUUCAACAAUCCAGAAUGCAGUUGUCUCAAAAGUGCCAGUCCUCAACUCUAUUCUUCAUCGUGCUGCUCAAACAGACUGUACAAAAGAUAAGAACAAACUCAAGGACUGCAGUACUGUAUGA
This is a messenger RNA of Suillus subalutaceus, 315 nucleotides long. RefSeq lists its product as uncharacterized. NCBI's taxonomy places the organism in Eukaryota, Fungi, Basidiomycota, Agaricomycetes, Boletales, Suillaceae. The record is from RefSeq and is a predicted model, not a curated record. The transcript has a single exon. The annotation marks the transcript as partial.